Molecule: messenger RNA, 282 nt
Organism: Iphiclides podalirius (scarce swallowtail)
Lineage: Eukaryota; Metazoa; Arthropoda; Insecta; Lepidoptera; Papilionidae
Source: the annotation of a GenBank genome assembly
AUGAACGUGUCCCCGCGUAAUUACAAUGCCCACUCGAAGACACGGGCGUGUAACGGCACUCGGGGCGACCGCACGACCUCCCGGGGCGAACGGGGCGAGUACAUGCCGCAUUCGGGUGGAAAUAUAAAACAUGUUCAUUAUUUUGGGGCUAAUUGGGUGAGGUUUGCAGCCGGAGUGGAGCGUCGCGUCGCCGCCCGCCCUGGGCAGUACCCAGUCUGCGCACCGCGUAACGGCCUCAUUACGCCCGACACAAUACGUAUACACAACGCUUUUGCAUUAAGC